AUGCGAGUUCUAUGCGUUGCUGAAAAGCCUUCCAUCUCCAAGUCCAUCACCCAAAUUCUCUCGGGCGGGCAAUUCAGAACGACAAACACAGCUCUCGGUUACAUCAAGAACUAUGAAUUCGACUACCCCCAGACCAGAGCAACGUUCGUCGUGACAUGCGUUACGGGUCACCUCACCUCGACAGACUUUACGGAGCAGCACCGGGGAUGGCAUUCCUGUGACCCAUCUGCCCUAUUCGACGCCGAAGUCCAGACAUUUGUUCCUCAAGACAAGAAAGCCAUCGAGACCAACCUGAAAAACCAAGCGAGAUACGCGGAUAUGUUGAUGAUAUGGACGGAUUGUGAUCGAGAGGGUGAACAUAUUGGGAUGGAGGUUGUCAACGUUUGUCGGAGAGUGCGGCCUAAUAUCCAGGUCAAGCGGGCACGUUUUAGCGCUAUUAUUGCUCAACAAAUUCAUCGAGCAGCGCAGCAUCCCGUGGAAUUGGAUCUCAGGCAAGCCGACGCAGUUGAAGCUCGAAUACUACUGGAUCUCAAGAUUGGCGCCGCUUUCACCCGGCUCCAAACACUUUACCUACAAAACCGUUUCCAGCAAAUUACAUCUGUCGUCUCUUACGGCCCGUGCCAAUUCCCAACCCUGGGUUUUGUCGUACAAAGGUAUUUGAAAGUACAAGACUUCCGUCCAGAAACAUUUUGGUACAUACACUUGGAACUCAACGCACGGGACGACGACGGCCAUGCACAACUUGUCAAGUUCUCUUGGAAGCGACCGCACCAAUUCGAUUACGACGUCGCACACUCUUUGUAUGCGAGGGUCCUUGAUAACGUUAGGGCUCGUGUGCUGAAAGUGGUGAAGAAGGAGACAAAGAAAUGGAAGCCGUUACCAUUGACCACAGUCGAGCUUCAGAAAGCUGGAUCGAGGCUGCUCAAGAUGGCUCCCAAGAAGAUCCUUGACGCAAGAUUCCUUUCAUAUCCUCGUACCGAGACCGACCAAUACGAUAAUCAAUUUGACUUUAUGACCCUCAUCAACAAGCAAACUGCCGACAAUGCUUGGGGUGACUUUGCUCGCAGAUUGCAGCAGGGAGGGUUCAACGCACCGCGAAAGGGAAAGAACAACGAUAAAGCCCAUCCACCUAUCCAUCCGACUGCACACGCUGGACACCUCACGGGAGACGAGAAGAGGGUUUACGAAUAUAUCACGCGACGCUUCCUCGCCAGCUGCUCAGAGGACGCCAGAGGCAAUCAGACCACUGUCGAAGUUGUGUGCGGAGGCGAAGAGUUUACUGCUACAGGUCUCGGGAUCAUUGCUAGGAACUACCUCGAGGUGUUUCCAUACGACAAAUGGGCAGAACAUGAGCUGCCUAAUUUCGAGGAGGGUCAAGAAUUCAAUCCUACCCUGUGCGAGCUGAGGGAGGGACAGACGACUGCGCCCAACUACCUGACUGAAGCUGAUUUGGUUGCUCUUAUGGACAAGAACGGGAUUGGCACGGACGCGACGAUAGCCCAGCAUAUCGAAACCAUCAUACAACGGGAGUACGUUAUCGAGCGGAUGGAAGGUUCAACCAAGUAUUUGAUCCCGUCGACACUUGGAAUCGGUCUCAUCGAGGGUUAUAACAACAUCGGAUUGGAGAAGAGCGUUAGCAAACCUGUUCUUCGCCGUGAAACGGAACGAAGGAUGGUACAGGUGUGCGAAGGCGCGACAACUAAACAACAGAUGUUGCAAGCGAGUCUGGAGCAGUACAAGGAGAUGUAUGAGAUUACUCGGAGGGAGCUUGCUAAAGUGGAAGAGAGCGUUCGCAGGUACUUGACUGAGGGCGGAGGAGGUGCACCGCCACCUCCACCUGGGGGAGGAGGGGGCCCUGGAGGAGCUGCAGGGCCAGGUGGUGGCGGUGGAGGAGGUCGCGGAGGGCGGGGUGGUGGUGGCAGUGGUGGACGCGGAGGCGGAGGCGGUGGUGGAAAUGGUCGUGGGGGUGACGAUCGGCCAGCACCCCCACCACAGCCGAAACCAAGGUCUCAACGUAAUCCCGCCGUGGUGAACGACCCACCUCCCCCGCCGCCUAGGACAUCUACACUAAACCGAGGAGGUGUCAAUCAGUGUCAUUGUGACAUCCCAGCACAGAGGAAGAUAGGCACUAGCGGCGUUUCGAGAGGGAAGGCGCAUUGGGUGUGUGGCAAGAUCAGCCACGACGAAGAUCGGUGUAGCUAUUUUAUGACAACGGAAUCAGAGGCCGCCAACCCAUCAUCGACGUCGACAAGCACAGUUCCUGCCAAACGGCCGUAUCCGGCUACGGACCAGCCUCCACCGAAAUGCAAAUGCAACAAGGACGCUGCGACUAGGACUGUCACGAAGGAUAACGAGAAUAAGGGCCGUGUGUUUUACACUUGUGAAAAUCCACAAGGCGAGCAGUGUGGUUUCUUCGAGUGGGCGGACGCUCCAAGUUCCAACUCUGGGUCAGGGAUGGGUAGCAGAACUACUUCGAUGGGCAACUCUGGGACGUCGAAGGAUGUUUGCUUCAAGUGUAAUCAACCAGGACAUUGGUCAAAUGCCUGUCCGAAUCCUGACGGUGGGAGCUUGAACAAGCGGCCCCGUAGCUUUGGGUCGGCGACAGCGAACAGUACUGGCAGCUCUAGUCUGGUGUGCUUCAAGUGCAAAGAGCCUGGCCAUUUAGCACCAAGCUGUCCCAACUCGGGCCAAUCGUAUUCCCAAGGAGGCUCGAAAAGCAAUGCCGAAUGUUUCAAGUGUAACAAGAAGGGACAUUUCGCCAAUGGUAUAGUGAUUUUCCUUGUUGUUUGA
Messenger RNA from Coprinopsis cinerea okayama7#130, 2790 nucleotides. RefSeq lists its product as hypothetical. Gene Ontology annotation, biological process: DNA topological change. The coding region runs from base 1 to 2790 and encodes 929 amino acids. The record is from RefSeq and is a predicted model, not a curated record. Lineage: Eukaryota; Fungi; Basidiomycota; Agaricomycetes; Agaricales; Psathyrellaceae. Gene Ontology annotation, molecular function: zinc ion binding; DNA binding; DNA topoisomerase type I (single strand cut, ATP-independent) activity. The transcript is spliced from 15 exons. Gene Ontology annotation, cellular component: nucleus.